Schizosaccharomyces japonicus yFS275 is the source of this 2671-nucleotide messenger RNA. Its product is annotated as cytoplasmic methionine-tRNA ligase Mrs1. The transcript is spliced from 2 exons. The record is from RefSeq and is a predicted model, not a curated record. Gene Ontology annotation, cellular component: methionyl glutamyl tRNA synthetase complex; cytoplasm; cytoplasmic stress granule. Gene Ontology annotation, biological process: tRNA aminoacylation for protein translation; methionyl-tRNA aminoacylation. Gene Ontology annotation, molecular function: aminoacyl-tRNA ligase activity; nucleotide binding; methionine-tRNA ligase activity. NCBI's taxonomy places the organism in Eukaryota, Fungi, Ascomycota, Schizosaccharomycetes, Schizosaccharomycetales, Schizosaccharomycetaceae. Bases 102 to 2447 code for a protein of 781 amino acids.
AGCGAAAUUAAGAGCCGCACAAAUUUGGCGAAGAAAUUUUCGCCCUACCGUCACAUUUCCUUCCUUUACGCAGUGAGGUUACCAGCGGUCGGCAACACAACAUGGCGACUUUCAAACUACAAAUUCCUGCAGUUUCCAAAGAAUCAUUUGGUUUUCAUGAGGCACUGAAGGCUGCCAUUGCCGUUUCGGCUUUUGCACCCAAAACUAAGGUCGAAGGAGCUGCUCCUUGCAAUUCCGUUCGUCUGACUGAUGCCAAAGACGCCAGCAAGUACAUUUCUGACGCUAAUGCCAUCGUCAGCUACUUGUACUGGAAGAACACAAACUUGACUGCAGAAAAGUUCUUGUCGGUUGAGCACAAGCUUCUCGAUUGGGAUUCCUUGAACCUUUCUCCCCUCUUGAUUGCUGCUGAUGCUCCCGAGAAGCGUCAAAUUGUUCUCACUCUCCUUGAUAAUGCCAUUCAAAAUUUCAAACUUGAUGCUUCUGUGACUCCUGCUAACGUUAUCAUUUUUGCCGAUGUUUACAGCCUCAUUAAUGGUCCCGAAGAAUUGGAGCCCUUCGAGACAUUGAAGUCUUUCUAUUCGAAGUUCGCCGCCCAUCCCUUCUUCCAAAAGUCCUUGAAUUUGGCUAUUGAGAAGACCAAGGGUCAAACGGCCGAGAUCUCCUCUGAGCAGAUUCCCAUUUCCGAGGAGACUCGUAAAUUGCGUCCCAAAAUUGAGUUGAUGCAAGAGCGCAAGAAGAGCGGUGUUUUGCCCAAGCCCAACAGCCGUAAUAUCCUGAUUACGUCUGCUCUUCCUUACGUGAACAAUGUGCCUCACUUGGGUAACAUUAUUGGUAGUACUCUCAGUGCUGAUGUGUUUGCUCGCUAUCACCGUGCCCGUAACAACACUACUUUAUAUAUUUGCGGCACUGAUGAAUACGGUACUGCUACCGAGACCAAGGCCCUCGAGGAGGGUGUUUCACCCAAGGAGCUUUGUGACAAGUACCACAAGCUUCACAAGGAGGUUUACGACUGGUUCCAACUUGAUUUCGACUUCUUCGGCCGUACAACUACCCCUAAGCAAACCGAAAUUUCUCAACAUAUUUUCAACAGAUUGUAUGAGAGAGAUUAUAUGGAGGUUGACUCUAUGACUCAAUUGUACUGUGAGGAGCACAAGGGUUUCUUGGCUGAUCGUUAUGUUGAAGGUACUUGUCCCAAAUGUGGUUUUGAUGAUGCUCGCGGUGACCAAUGUGAUGGUUGCGGUCAGUUACUUAACGCUUUCGAGCUUAUCAAUCCUACCUGUAAGCUUGACAAGACUACUCCCGUGAAGCGUGAGACUCGCCAUAUUUUCUUGAGCUUGGACAAGCUCCAACCUCAAAUCCAGGAGUGGUUCCAAAAGUCUUCGAAAGAAGGUCACUGGUCCAACAACGGCGUUGCCAUUACGGAUUCUUGGUUGAAGGAGGGACUUCGUCCUCGUUGCAUUACCCGUGACCUCAAGUGGGGUACGCCCGUUCCUCUUGAAGAGUUCAAGGACAAGGUAUUGUAUGUUUGGUUCGAUGCUACCAUCGGCUAUAUUAGUAUCACGGCCAACUACACUGAUGAAUGGAAGCAAUGGUGGAAGAACCCCGAGAACGUUAAGCUUUAUCAAUUCAUGGGUAAGGACAACGUUCCCUUCCACACUGUCAUUUUCCCCGGUUCGCUUCUGGGUACCGAUGAGAAAUGGACCAUGCUCCAUCACAUCAACACUACCGACUACCUUAACUAUGAGAGCGGUAAGUUCUCCAAGUCUCGUGGAAUCGGUGUUUUCGGCAACAAUGCCAAGGAGCUUGGUCUUUCACCCUCCGUCUGGCGUUACUAUCUUUUGGCCAGCAGACCCGAGACUUCCGACACGAUGUUCACGUGGAAGGAGUUCAUUACUCGCCACAACUCUGAGUUGUUGGCUAACAUCGGUAACUUGGUCAACCGUGUGGUCAAGUUCACUACGGCCAAGUACAAUGGUUUGGUUCCUUACUAUCUUGAAGAUGCUUCAGUGGGCUCUGGCAAGCUCAAGACUGAAUUGGUGAAGGACGUGAACGCCAUCCUGCGCAAGUACAACACUGCCUUGGAAGCCGUCAAGCUUCGCGAGGGUCUGCGUAUCGCUAUGGAGCUCUCUGCCCGCGGCAACCAGUUCUUGCAAGACAACCGUGUUGACAACAAGCUGUUCACGAACGAGAGACAGAAGUGUGCUGAUGCUAUUGGUUACACUUUGAACCUUGUAUACCUUCUCGCCUCUAUUCUCUCUCCCUUCAUCCCCGCUACGAGCGACAGUAUCUACAAGCAACUCAACGCUCCCGCUCUUGCCAUUCCCGACGAGUGGACCCUGGACUUGCUUCCUGGACACCGCAUUGGCAAUGCCGAGUAUCUCUUCACUCGUAUUGAUGAGUCUAUGGAAGAGGUCUGGCGCGGCAAGUACGGUGGUUCUCAAAAGUAAGCUAGCAGUUUACCAUUAAGAUGAACUGAACUCGAUAUGAGCAAGGGCUCUUGUUUCUUUACUUUACGUUUUGGAUAAACGACUCCUUACUUUUUGGAAUUGGAGGAGAGCAUCACUGCAUGUGUGUGUUUACAGGAGAACAAAAAAUUUGAUAUUAAUUUGGACACGAUCAUUUACUAUACCAUAUAGAAAAUGCAAUGAGAUGCAAAUCAUAAAACAUGAAA